Messenger RNA from Poecile atricapillus (Black-capped chickadee), 1854 nucleotides. RefSeq names its product M-phase inducer phosphatase 2-like. Bases 172 to 1548 code for a protein of 458 amino acids. Gene Ontology annotation, biological process: positive regulation of G2/M transition of mitotic cell cycle; protein dephosphorylation; positive regulation of G2/MI transition of meiotic cell cycle. Gene Ontology annotation, cellular component: cytoplasm; nucleus. The record is from RefSeq and is a predicted model, not a curated record. Lineage: Eukaryota; Metazoa; Chordata; Aves; Passeriformes; Paridae. The transcript is spliced from 14 exons. Gene Ontology annotation, molecular function: protein tyrosine phosphatase activity.
UGCCGCCUGUCAGCUCCGCUCACGUUUUGUCACCGCUUCUCGCCUCUUCUCGCCUCUUCUCAGCCCCCACCUCUCACCUGCCAUCCCUUUUCACCUCUUCCCGCUUGCCAUCCCUUGUCCCCGGUCACUCGCCGCAGCUCGAAGCUCGCUCGCUCGCUCCCUGCCCGGGCCAUGUCGCUGCUCGGCGGCCGCGGGCUGCCCGGGCUGGCGGCCAUCUCCUUGCUGUGCCCCCCGGGCACGGCCCCGCUCACGCCGCUGUCGCUGGACAGGGCUGACCCGGCGGGCCCGGACAGGCAGCGGGACACCCCGAGGAGGGGGCACGGAGGGCUGCCCUUCCCGCGGCUCUGGCUGUCCCCGGAGCCGGUGGCCUCGGACUGUCCCCGGGACUGGCUCCUCUCCCAGCCCACGGAUGCAGGACUGGGGCCGGCCUCCCGCACACAGCAGAGCCCCGCAGCCGUGGAGGAAGACUUCCAGAAAACGAUCUCGGAGUCCGGGAGAGUUCUCAAAGACAGGAAGCUCCUUCGCCAGAGGAUCCACUCCUUGCCGCAGUGGCAGCUGGAAGGCAGCCCGGUCCUGAAGGACAUCACCCAGCUCCAGGAGCGUAGGGACAGAGGGCGGCGGCACCAGAAGGAGCCCGAGGAUGAGUCCCCGCAGCUGCUGCCCUGGCAGAGUGAUGCCACCGUGCCCCAGGGGAUGCAGAAGCUUGUGACUACACCAGGGAUGAGGAAAGGGAAAGGAAAGGUGCGUCUGGGGAAGCACAGCCUGUGCCAGCAGCUCUUCUGCUCGCCCUUGGUGCCCUGCAGUGCCCCUAGAUCCAUCAUGAAGAGGAGACAGUCCUUGGACAGGGACACUCUUGUCAAGGCCAAGCAGCAGAAGAGGGUGUCUGGCAGCCUGAAGCAGGUGGCAUUGGUGGAGCUGGGAGUGUGCCUGGAGCCUUCCAGGUCUGCCCGGCUUGAGGAGAUUGAGAACCUGCUGGCUAAGGAUGACCAGGAGCUCAUUGGGGACUUCUCCAAGCCUUACCUCCUGCCGACGGUGGAGGGGAAGGACCCGGGCCUGAAGUACAUCUCUCCUGACACGCUGGUGGCGGUGCUGAUGGGGCAGUUCUGCAGCUCCAUCCAGAGCAGCAUCAUCGUGGAUUGCCGCUACCCCUACGAGUACGAGGGGGGCCACAUCAAGGGCGCUGUCAACCUGCCGCUGCAGCGGGAUGUGGAGGAAUUCCUGCUGGCGCAGCCCAUCGUGCCCCUGGAUGCCAGCAAGAGGGUGAUCAUCAUCCUCCACUGCGAAUUCUCUGUUGAGCGGGGGCCCAAAAUGUGCAAGUUCCUGCGGGAGAGGGAUCGGUCCUGCCACGAGUACCCCCAGCUGCACUACCCCGAGCUCUACGUCUUGAAGGGAGGGUACCGCGAGUUCUUCUUCCAGUUCCCGAGCCACUGCGAGCCCCAGAGCUAUCGGCCCAUGGAGCACCCGGCCUUCAAGGAGGAGCUGCGCAAGUUCCGCGGGCAGAUCCGGCGCGCUCGGCGGCCGCUCUUCAUCCGCCAGCGGCACCUCUGAGCACUCGGGGGUCCCGCAGCCCCGCUGGGGAACGCUGGAGGUGGGAUUGUAGGAAGGGUUCCCUGGGCCGGGGAUGCACCUCCUCUGCUUUCUUAGAAUAGAUUCGGGGUGGUAUUUAGUGUUAAGAUUGGGUUUGCGUUUGCUUAUUGUUAUGACUUCCUUUUUUCUGUUAUUGUAAAUAUUUCUGCUUGCUUAUCGUUAUAAUUAUUUUUCUUUGUUUAUUUUCAUAAAUUAUUUUGUGUUUAUUGCUAUGAAUAUUUUUUGUGUUUGUUGUUAGGAUCGCUUGUUCCAGUCUCUGUUAAUAAA